Messenger RNA from Sarcophilus harrisii (Tasmanian devil), 2787 nucleotides. RefSeq names its product proline-serine-threonine phosphatase interacting protein 2 (gene PSTPIP2). Gene Ontology annotation, cellular component: actin filament; plasma membrane; cytoplasm. NCBI's taxonomy places the organism in Eukaryota, Metazoa, Chordata, Mammalia, Dasyuromorphia, Dasyuridae. Gene Ontology annotation, molecular function: actin filament binding. Gene Ontology annotation, biological process: actin filament polymerization. The coding region runs from base 99 to 1115 and encodes 338 amino acids. The record is from RefSeq and is a predicted model, not a curated record. The transcript is spliced from 15 exons.
CAAGGAACUCAAAAAUUGCAGCCCGGUCUCGAGUUUUCAAACAGCGAUCACUCCCUGCUAGCUGAACCUUAGGAUUUUAUUACCAAGAUUCGAAGGUCAUGAAAGCCUCUAAGUUUAGGGAGAACUUCUGGUGUCCUCAUUUUCUCAGCACAAUCGGCUAUGAGAGCAUUAUUCAACACCUGAAUGAGGGUCGAAAGAACUGCAAGGAAUUUGAAGAUUUUUUAAAAGAAAGGGCAGUGAUUGAAGAGAAAUAUGGCAAAGAUCUGAUCAACCUCUGCCGGAAGAAGCCCUGUGGGCAAAGUGAGAUUAACACCUUGAAGAGGUCCCUGGAAGUCUUCAAGCAGCAAAUAGAUAAUGUGGGACAAUUUCACCUCCAGUUGGCACAAACUCUACGGGAAGAAGCUAGGAAGAUGGAAGAAUUCAAGGAAAGGCAGAAAAUACAAAGGAAAAAGAUAGAAGUUUUGAUGGAUAGCAUGCACAAACAAAAACAAUUACAGUAUAAGAAAACUAUGGAAGCAAAGAAGAUCUAUGAACAGAAGUGCAAAGAUAAAGAUGAUGCAGAACAGGCAGUUCAUCGGAAUGCAAAUAUAGCAACUCCAAAGCAACAAGAAAAGCUCUUUGUGAAACUGGCCACUUCAAAGACUGCUGUAGAAGAUUCUGACAAAACAUACUUGUUGAACAUUGGUUUGCUGGAGAAGAUAAGGGAAGACUGGCAGAAUGAACACAUAAAAGCCUGUGAGUUCUUUGAGAUCCAAGAAUGUGAACGAAUAAACUAUUUCCGUAAUGCGUUGUGGCAACACAUGAAUCAGCUCUCACAUCAAUGUGUCAUAAGUGAUGAGAUGUUUGAAGAAGUCCGUAAGAGUUUAGAAAUGUGUAGCAUUGAAAAGGAUAUUGAGUAUUUUGUAGCUCACAGAAAGACUGGACAAGUGCCUCCAGCACCUAUUGUGUAUGAAAAUUUCUAUAAUUCCCAGAGAAAUGCAGUACCAGCACGAAAUCCAGGACCUAGUAUGGGAAGGCGAGGACCUCCACCAAUUCCUCAAAGUACAUUAGGUAUUGAGGAGGAUGAUGAUUACUCUUUGGUGACUGAAUGCAAUAUUAUUUCUAACCAUAAUUAAUGGAAUUGAAGACUCUUAACCUGAUGCUUCUUUAACUGUACAAGAAGUCAAUUUGGAACAGAUUUGGGUGCCAUUUUCUAUUAGUCAUGAAGACUUUGAAGUAAAUGUUUCUUCUGUAACUUUUAACGUUUUAAAUCGGUGGUCAAGUUUUUGUUCUAUUUGUCAUGGAUGAGUUGUGAAAGUUCCCUGAAGAUUAUGUAAGAUCCAGGCAGAAGAGAUUCCUCUUCCUAAUCAAUAGUAGCAGUUGUGGAUAAUGUUUUGUUUUCUUCUUGGAAACUAUGGAAUUUUUUUUUAAUGUUUAUAGAAUUUUGAGAUUUGAAUCUGUGUAACAGAAACAUCAAAAGAAGGGUCAUCAGUGUGAAAGUUCUUAUUGGUAUUACAGAUGGUUUUAUUAAGGAAAAAAAGUUCUGUUAGUCCUAUAAGAUUUUCAGUUAUAGCGGAGCUAAAGGGGAUUUUAGAGAUUUUCUACUCCUGUUUUUUCACUUUCUAGAUGAGGAAAAUGAGGCCUAGAAAAGUUAUAUAAUUGUCCAAGGUACAGCAGCUAAUAGUAAAGCUGGAACUAAGAUAUAGGCCUUCUGGUUUCCAUUAUAUCUGUUUUCCUUCCCUUCCUUAAUGUGUUCAGUGAUCCUGCUGAAAUUUUAGUGAGGUAUAUUUUCUAGGUUGCUUUACUGGCUGGGUUAGGAUCUAUGACUUAAGCAAAUUGUGGUGUGGAAAAAUUUUCUAGUAAUGCAGUUGAGAAAUUCAUAGAAAUCUUUAAAAAAUUGUUUAGGGAUACUGAGCAGUAGGUGCUGAACUUGUAUUUGUCAAAGGCAGAAUUUGAAUUUAGCUCUUCCCACUUUGAGGACAACCCUUUAUCUACCUCACUGCCCUAGCUCUAUUGAAAAUAUCAAGAACUAAAAUGUCACUUUUAUUUUUAGGAUAGAUCACUGAUGAAUGGUAUGUUGUCUAUUCACUCUUCUUAAUAAUACUGUAGAUAUAAAAUCACCGCUGGUUGGGGUUUCUCAGAGAAAAAAAGUAUAUGUAUAUGUGUAUAUACAUGUGCAUAUGUAUAUAUGUGUGGACAUCCAUUAUAUGUCCCCACAUAGAUAUACGCCUGCAAAUGUAUAUAUACUGUGCCUACAACAUAUGUGUGUAUGUUUUAGUAUACAUACAUAUAUUUGUACACAUAUAUUUUGGACUUUGGACAACAUUUAGACAUAUGAACUUCACACUUCAAUGGCACUUUGGUAGUCCUUCUGUGAUCCUAAGGCAUAAUUUACAAUUUGAUAAGGGUAUUGUUAUAUAACUUCUAACACGCUCAAAAUACUUAAUAAAUUUUAACCACCAACUUAAAAUAAUAUCAUUUAUGUAAAAUUUUUUUUUUUAAGCAUGCUACAGAUGUCAACACGAAGGAUCAAUGUUAUUCUGUCUGUAAACUGUAGAUCAAUCCUUUAGUGAAUUAAACUGGUUGAAAGCAAACUGAAUAUUUGCUAUUUUCUGAUACAAAUGCCUAUUGAAUUGGAAAGAGGUUAAGCCAGGAAAUUGCAGAAACAGAAUAUCCUUUUGUGGUAAUAUCACCAUAGUAAAAAUGGAGAAAUUAAAGUAUGAUAAGGAUCAUCCACUUCCUCAAACCAAACCAAAAAUUGUCAGAAAAUUUUCCUUUGUGCGGGGAACAUUUUUUAUUUAAAAAAUU